This is a messenger RNA of Syngnathus typhle (broad-nosed pipefish), 2364 nucleotides long. Its product is annotated as protocadherin alpha-6-like. The record is from RefSeq and is a predicted model, not a curated record. NCBI's taxonomy places the organism in Eukaryota, Metazoa, Chordata, Actinopteri, Syngnathiformes, Syngnathidae. The transcript has a single exon. Gene Ontology annotation, cellular component: plasma membrane. Gene Ontology annotation, biological process: homophilic cell-cell adhesion. Bases 1 to 2364 code for a protein of 787 amino acids. Gene Ontology annotation, molecular function: calcium ion binding.
AUGGAACAAAGGGGCGUGCAGGAUUGGGUGAGACGCUGUUUUCUCUGGUACGCGGCUGCGGUGCUUUUGUGCAGCGUGACUUCGGCGCAAUUAAGGUACUCCAUCUCCGAGGAGGUCGAUGGAGGAACGGUGGUUGGGAAUGUUGCAAAAGACCUCGGAUUGGAUAGAAAUACGCUGAAAGAGCGCAAAUUUCGGAUUGUUUCAAGUACUGCGGAGCCUCUUUUCCACGUGAGUCAGAGCGACGGCGUCCUUUACGUCAGCAGGAAGAUCGACAGGGAAAAGGAGUGCCCCCAAAGCAGUACGUGUUUGAUCAACUUAAAAACCGUGCUCGAAAGCCCACUUGAGGUCCACUAUGUUGGAGUGGAGGUGCUGGAUGUAAACGACCAUUCUCCCAGUUUUCCUGAGGAAGAAACAAAACUAGAUAUUUAUGAAUCUGUGUUGCCAGGAGCAAGGUUUCAGAUGAAAGCUUCUCAGGAUGGAGACAGUGGUCAGUUUUCUGUUCAGCAUUAUAAACUCAGUGUCAAUAAUUAUUUUGGUUUAGAAGUUAAAGAUCGAGGGAAAGAUGGCAAAAUUCCCAUAUUGGUGGUUAAAAAAUCAUUAGAUAGGGAGACAACUGGGUACCUUACGCUAGUGUUAAUGGCAAUGGAUGGGGGAAAACCUCCUAAAACAGGUGAAAUGAAUGUUUUGAUAAAUGUGUUAGACGUUAAUGAUAAUGCACCCGUUUUCGCUAAAGAUGUUUAUUCUGUGGUGCUCAGUGAGAAUGCAGCAAUAGGAACAACUGUCAUACAAGUGAAUGCCACUGAUCUAGAUGAAGGAUCAAAUGCAGAUGUAAUUUAUUCUUUCAGCAAUAGUAUGAGUCAAAAUAUAAUGGAAAUAUUUGAUAUCUCACAAACAGGGGAAAUUGUUGUGAAAGGUCCUAUAGACUAUGAGGAGAAUGACAUGUUUCAAAUUGAAAUACAAGCAUCAGAUAAAGGUUCUGUUCCACUGAUGGCAGAAAAAAGCAUUAUUAUCAAAGUACUUGACAUCAACGACAAUGUCCCUGAGAUUGAAGUGACGUCAUUUUCGAGUUCUAUCCCUGAAGAUUCCAGGCCUGGGACCACAGUGGCUCUAAUCAGUGUGAAUGACUUGGACUCUGGAGUCAAUGGGAAAGUCAUUUGCUCCAUAAAUGAGGAUGUUCCUUUUACUUUGUCACCAUCAUUGCAAGACAAAAUGUAUUCUUUAGUGACCAAAUCACCUUUAGACAAGGAGAAAAGGUCCCACUAUGAUAUAACAGUAGUUGCAAGAGAUGCUGGUAAACCUGCACUCUCGUCUCAAAAGACAAUCAGUGUUUCCAUUUCAGAUGUGAACGAUAACAGUCCCGAGUUUUCAGCCAGUCCUUACACUUUCUAUGUCACCGAAGGCAACGAUGCGGGCGCCGCCAUCUUUUCUGUCAAAGCCUUUGAUCAGGAUGACAAUGAGAAUGCUGCCAUUUCAUAUCACAUUCUCAGAAAUGAUCACAUGCUGUCUUCAUUUUUAAGUAUAAAUAGUGAAAAUGGACAGAUCUCGGCCCUAAAAAGUUUUGACUUUGAGACAUUGAAAAGUUUCCAGUUUCAAGUGGUGGCCAGGGAUGGUGGAAGUCCUCCACUGAGCAGCAACGUGACAGUCAAGGUGUUCAUUCUGGAUCAGAACGACAACGCUCCAGUCAUCCUGUAUCCAGUCAGCUCCAAUGGUUCUACCCAAGGUGUGGAGGAGAUUCCUCGCAACAUCAAAGCGGGAGACUUGGUGACCAAAGUCAGAGCCUACGACGCCGACAUCGGCUAUAACGGCUGGUUGCUCUUUUCGCUGCAGCGAGUCAGCGACCACAGUCUGUUUUCUUUGGACCGCUACACGGGCCAGAUCAGAACACUUCGCUCCUUCACGGAGACGGACGAGGCUGAGCACCGCUUGCUCAUCCUGGUCAAAGACAACGGCAACGUGUCGCUCUCUGCAACGGCUACAGUGACCGUCAAACUCGUGGAGCCCAAAGAGGCUUUUGCGGCUUCUGACGUGAAAGGUGCAGCCACGGUGGACGAGGAGGACAAUGUGACUUUUUACCUGAUGAUCACUUUGGGCUCGGUGUCGCUCCUUUUUGUUAUCAGCAUCGUGGUGCUGAUAGCCAUGCAGUGCUCCAAAUCCAGCGAGUACACUUCCAAAUAUCUGCAAGAAACCAAUUAUGAUGGCACGCUAUGUCACAGCAUCCAGUACAGAUCGGGAGACAAACGCUACAUGUUAGUUGGACCUAGAAUGAGUAUCGGCUCCACCAUAGUCCCGGGAAGCCACGCCAACACGCUGGUGCUCCCUGACAGGAGACACACUUCCGGGGAGGUAAGGCUCAUUCAUGUAUGA